Hyposmocoma kahamanoa is the source of this 3712-nucleotide messenger RNA. Its product is annotated as neurogenic protein mastermind-like. NCBI's taxonomy places the organism in Eukaryota, Metazoa, Arthropoda, Insecta, Lepidoptera, Cosmopterigidae. The coding region runs from base 562 to 2691 and encodes 709 amino acids. Gene Ontology annotation, biological process: positive regulation of transcription by RNA polymerase II; Notch signaling pathway. Gene Ontology annotation, molecular function: transcription coactivator activity. Gene Ontology annotation, cellular component: nuclear speck. The transcript is spliced from 9 exons. The record is from RefSeq and is a predicted model, not a curated record.
UUUAGGUAGUGCUCAAUGGGAUUAUUGUUAUGUGGACGAAAAAUGCAGUGUUUUUAAUACGGUAGAAAAAGCAAAAAGAAAAACAAUUUUCAAUACUGUACGUUAGAGAAAAUUGAACUGAGUGAAGCCGUGAUACUACAAAAAUUGGAAGUGACUUAUUGUAGUGUUGUGUUGACUUCAGAACUUGUUGCAAAACAUUUAACAUCGAAGUGAUUUUGUUAUUUUAACAAUAUCAGACAGUUCGUUUCGCUUGGCAGUUGUGUGGAAUUAUUUUUUAGGUUCGUCAUUUUUGUACAAUAAUAUUAAGUGUGAACGAGACUUGAGUAUUUCGGGUUAUCACAAUGAAAAAUGAAUUGAGAGUGUUUAGGACGAACUGCACUUAUUUCUUGAUAGUACUGUCGCACCUGAGGUGCAGUACUUGAGUCCCCGCGGUGCGUUGAGAGACAGACGAUGAGGGGGCAAAGGUGAAGUGCGGGGGCAGGAGCCGACACCCUGGAGCACCUGGUGGGAGGCGGGGGCGGGCUGCUGCCCGGCGCCUCGCCCGCCCAGCACCCGCCCAACAUGCUGCAGCCCAUGGAGGAGAUGAUCCUGCCACCUAAGCGGCAAGCUGUUGUUGACCGAUUGCGCCGAAGGAUCGAGACGUAUCGAAGGCGUCAGACGGAGUGCGUCCCAAGAUUCGACCAGUCUUUCACCGGCGCCUGCGAGCAGCAGAACUUGGAGACGAGUGCCCUGCAGAAGAGGUUUCUUGAAGGAAAGGCCAAGCGACAAGCUAAGAAAACCGAACGCAAGCCCGAUCUACCUGCGAUUAGCGGAAACUUGCACAGCAGCGUCCAUGUACAACAAAAAUUUGGGUGCGGUGAUUACGAACCUCCAGCGAAGCUUCAAUGCGGCGGGGGAGGCGGCGGCGGUGGGGCGGGCGAGGCACUCACCAAGUUUUCAGUGGAAAUAGUUCAGCAAUUGGAAUUUACCACCUCCGCAGCCGACUCUCAGCCUCAGCAGAUUUCCACCAACGUUACCGUAAAGGCUCUCGCCAAUGCCGUCAAGACAUCGGGAUCACCUCCGCCUACUCAGCAGCCGCCUAGAAUUCCGACUCCACUUGAUUGCGAAAGAGAAUGUAAGGCGGAAUGUAAAUCUGAGAUAGGAGACGAUGAGUUUGUAGGAUUAGACGAAUGCGCGGCCGCUCUAGAAAGGGAUGCCGCGUCAGCCUUCCCGGGACUAGCGGAACUCAUCGGCGAAGAAGAUGGAGAUGACACGACGACAUUCGAGGAUCUUAUUACGGAGAUAUCGGAGUACCCCGAGUUUAUGAAGGACUUUGAUUUGGAUGGGGGGAAGUUGAAUGGUGGAAACGUGGAACCGCAGGAAGGUGAGCCAGCGCCGCGACCGUACGGCGGCGGUGAGAUGUCGCCGGCGGCACAGACUCUCAAGCAUAUGGCGGAGCAGCACCAGCAGGCCACAGGCGGUGACUGGCGCUACCGCGGCUACGGCGCCUACCGCCCUCGCCCGCCUCCACCGACCAUGGACCACAUUCAUAUGUCUCAGCAGCAGCAGAUGCAUCUUUCGCAAACGCCUCACAAUUUACAGGUGUCGGCAGCGCAGCAUAUGCAAGCGAGCGUUGGUUCGGGCGGAGCACACGUCUCUGUAGCAGCACAACAAGGAAUGUACGCCAGUUUCCAGCAUCAGAACACACCAUCGCCACAACACCACCAAAGUAGUGGGUGUGACACCUAUUCUGUGUCUCAGUCGCAGAGCAUUAACUUCUCGCAAGCGAUGCGCGCCCGGCCGCAAGGACCUGCGCCGCCCAGUGCCGCGCCCGGGCCUGGUCCCCCUCAGCCUUUAGGAGUGGUGGCCGCGGGGAUAUCGCGUGAGCAGCAAGCGAAGAUGCUGCAGCAGCAACAGCAGCACAUGCUGCGGGCUCAGCAGCAGAUGCGGCCGCCGCCACCGGAGUACAAGGCGCGCUUCGCGGGCGCCGGUGUGGGUGUGGUCGGCGUGGGCGUCGGUGCGCGUCGCCCUCCCGCGGCUCCGCGCGCCUUCCCGCCGCACGCGCGCCAGUACUCGCCCGAGUGGCGACAUGUCCUCAUGCAGCAGCAGGCCGCCGCCAGGCACCAGUUUCCGCAUCAUCAUCAAGGUUUCGGGAUGGGUGGCAUGGGUGGUGGUCUAACGCAGCAGCAACAACAGCAGAUGCAGCUGCAACAGGCGCGCAUGCAACAGCAGCAGCAACUCAUGCAACAGCAACAGAGGACGAAUCAACAGUCGCCAAUGUCUCAUCUCAUUAUGCAGCAGAAUCAGAUGAUGAAUGUUCAAGGACAGAUGCCAAAUAUCCAUAUGAGCCAGUCGCAAAGUAUGUCGAUGCAACAAGGCGGUAUGGGUAACAUGGGCGGGCACCAAAGCGGCCCUAUGCAAAACGGACCGAUGCAGAGUCAGAAUGGUCCUAUGCAAGGCCAGGGUGGGAUGCACCCGCAGAACAAUCCAAUGCAGAAUUCCAUGAUGUCACAGAACGGGCCGAUGCAGAGUCAAAACGGAAAUGAUGCCAACUCGUUCCCCUCGCUGCACAACACGUCUUCCUUCACGGGACAAACGGCAGACUUCAAUCUCGACUUCCUCGACAACAUGCCUUCCACAGACGCGAGCAACCUCACCGCGCAAGAGUUACUCAACUCUUUAGACAAUUCAUUUUUGAAUGACAUAUUGUAAACGUGCAAUGCACUGGACGGACUAUUUAUAAAUCGUAAUUGACACAUUUUAUAGUUAAUUAGAUGUCCAAUGUGGACAGAGUGUAUUCGAAACGUACUUACGUUCUGACAUGCAAGUUUGUGACCAAUAUAAAACGAAUCAUGACCAAAGUUAUCACAGGAAUUUAACUCCAGAAUUUAAUGGCUACAAGAUCAUUUUAUAUAAGUAACGGAAAUCUUCCAAAUCUCUUAACACUUUCGGACACAUUGUUUUAUAGACCUAUUUAUUGUCGAAAUAUCCAUUCAUAUUUUAUAGUUUAAUUUAUAGUAUUUUAUAGUUUUUAAAUAACAUUGUUAAUAAUUCUUUUGUAAAUAUUUUAUUGUAAUUUUAAGACGUUUGUUUAAUAUUAUGAAUAUUAUAUCAAUGGAACAUAACACCAGACAAAGAAUUUUCUCACAACCUAUUCAAGUUUCUUCGUACGAAAUGAUAAUUUUAAUUUUGCUACAUAGUAGGAUUAAAUAUAUUUUUUGCAAAUAAUAUUAUAGUAGCACAUAAUGUUUAAAGCACAAAAGACAAUCAACUUUUAUUUGCUUGAUAAGAAAUUAUUAACUAUACCUCUCGUGUUGCCAGUUUGACUAAAAGUUAAAAAUAAAGUUACAUGUAUGAACAUGUAUCAAAGCGUAAAUUGUCCUAUUUGAAUCCAUUUGAAACGAAGAUGGGAAAGUAGAAUUUUAAAUAGGACAAUCGGUUCCAGUAUAUGGAAUGACAGAGGUCGUGUUACAGCAAUAAAUUUAUUUAUUUAUAGAUUUUGUAUUUUAUAAAAGGUAAAAGUCAUAAUUUAUUCGUUUUUUGGCCCUUUUUGGGCCUUUGUCGACAAAUUGUCUAUUGUCAUCUUUUUCGACCACAAUGAUGGCCGUACAGGCGUUUAAUUAUAAAUCAAAUAGGGUGGUUAUUUCCACCUCAAAUCGGCCCAAUCCAUAUUAUUAUAAUAUAGUGCAAAUGUAAAUUUUUAUGUAAUUAGAUAUAAUGUAAGAUCAUUCCC